ACGGAACCGGAAACGGAACUCGCGGGCUGAAGUCUUUCAGCUCGCGGAAAGCGCGAGUCUUGUUGGGAAACUUGGUUGUCAUUAAUAUUUGCAUAUAUAAUGUUCAUGUUAUGAACAUUAUAUCGAAAACAAGACCAAGCAUUUAGACACGUCAAUGGAGAUGGACAGGGAGAGACGACACAGACGCCAUGAUUCGCCUCGGGAAACGAAGAUUAGAAUCAAGCAGGAGAAGCUGAGUCCGGCUAGGCCGCAGAGAUCCCGCCGCUCGAGUUCGGGAUCUAACAGAGGCAGCGCAAGUCCGGUGCCGCAGAGGAGGCGAGCCAGCAAAUCACCAGCCAGGAGGGGGGACAGGUCGUCAGGCCGAAGGGAGAGCCGUUCCCCCCGGCGUAAACGGAGCCGAAGCCCCCCACGUGGCAGUGAUGUUAAAAUAAAACGGGAACGGGACAGUCACUGCGGCGAAGAGGACCGGAGGCGGCACAACCGCAGGGAUGGGGAGGAUGAGCGACGGGGAGGACGGGAGGCUGAGCGGCCGCGGCACAGAGAGCGAGGAGGGAGAGAGGGAGCAGAGCGGCAGAGGGACAGAGACGCAAGGGCUUUCCAUGAGCAGCAGGCUGAGCGGGUGCGGCAUGAUGAGCGGAGGAGGGAGCACCGACACUGCAUGGAGGCUGGAGGCCAGGAUGCUCCUGAAAGUCCCACCUUUGGCUCGCAGGCGGACAGCGAGGCCCCAGUGGCAGACAAAGAGAAACCCAACUUUGAGCUCUCUGGUGCCCUCGUAGAAGAUACCAACACCUUUAGGGGGGUGGUGAUUAAAUACAAUGAACCCCCCGAGGCGCGCAUACCUAAGCGGAGGUGGCGGCUGUACCCCUUCAAGAACGACGAGCCGCUACCCGUCAUGUACAUCCACCGACAGAGCGCCUACCUGCUGGGGCGGCAGAGGAAGAUCGCAGACAUCCCCAUUGAUCACCCCUCUUGCUCCAAACAGCAUGCUGUGUUUCAGUACAGGUUGGUGGAGUUCACGCGAGCAGAUGGGACCACAGGCAGGAAGGUGAAGCCGUACAUUAUCGACCUGGGAUCUGGCAACGGCACGUACCUGAAUAACCAGCGUGUCGAGGCGCAACGCUACUACGAGCUGAAGGAGAAGGACGUGCUGAAGUUCGGCUUCAGCAGCCGCGAGUACGUCCUUCUGCACGAGUUCUCUGACACGACCGAGGUGGACGAGAAGCGAGACGAGGAGGACGAGGGCAUGGACGAGUGAGAUGGCAGCGAUCGCGGGGAGACAUGAGACUGCGUGAAGCUGGGUUUUCUCAAGGCCAUUGCGGAAAAUCGAUCCAGAAUCUGGUUAGACAAGGGGCAUAGUGAGGACUCUGUUAGGGGGAAGAGCCUCUGUCCCUUACAGUACAGUUUUUUUUUUUUGUUUUUCCUUUUUAACUACUCAGGUCGUUGUAUGUAAGUACAGUAGUUUGCUUAUUGAUGGCUGACUGGUGUACAGUGACAGUUAUUGUCCCGUUCGCUUGAACGUUAAACCCUUUAAACCAGUAGAUCAGCAUCCGCACAGAUGUUAAUAAAAUAUUUUUUCGAACCAAACUCUUGAUUACAGGCUCUUUGACGAGCCACCCGCAUAAGUUACUGUGAAUACAGAAAUGAUCGCUAACCCUGGAGUUCGUGCAUCACCCACCCCCACCAAGAUCACGGGUCCUGACCAUCAUCUAUCGGUUAAAUAUGCGGCUGUCAUACAAGAAGAAAGAUUUCAUUUUUUUUUUUUUUUUUAAAGAAUAAAAUAAAAAUUUGCUUCUCUUUUUGUAAACCUGUAUGCAGAAUUAACUGUUGCUUUAUAUAGUGCAAUAUGUAUGCAGCAGUUCAUAUAUUUUUCCCAUUGUACAGAACAUUUUGAGUUGAAAAAAAUGGGUUACUUUGAAUCUUCAGGAGUCACUGAAUGGCUCCGUAAGUUACUAGGUAAUUUCAUUUACAAGUAAUUUUUAUGGUUUUGAACACCUGAAGUUUAAGUAUAUAUUUGGGUUUUUUUAAUAUUUCUUUUGUAAAUAAAGAUUGUUGUUAAUCUGG
Paramormyrops kingsleyae is the source of this 2061-nucleotide messenger RNA. RefSeq names its product Smad nuclear interacting protein (gene snip1). Lineage: Eukaryota; Metazoa; Chordata; Actinopteri; Osteoglossiformes; Mormyridae. The record is from RefSeq and is a predicted model, not a curated record. Gene Ontology annotation, molecular function: protein binding.